Tripterygium wilfordii is the source of this 1707-nucleotide messenger RNA. Its product is annotated as endoplasmic reticulum-Golgi intermediate compartment protein 3-like. Bases 187 to 1362 code for a protein of 391 amino acids. The transcript has 13 exons. NCBI's taxonomy places the organism in Eukaryota, Viridiplantae, Streptophyta, Magnoliopsida, Celastrales, Celastraceae. The record is from RefSeq and is a predicted model, not a curated record. Gene Ontology annotation, cellular component: endoplasmic reticulum; COPII-coated ER to Golgi transport vesicle.
ACGCAAAUGUGGACCCGCUGACGAGACGUCGUCGCGUCCAUCUCUCGGUCCGAUCUCCUCGUAAGCACCGUCUCUGCCACUCCGCUCCACACACGAUACGCUAUUUUCGAUAAAUACAUAUCGCGUCCCUUUGUCAGAGAGAGAUACGGGGGUUUAAAUCUUUUGUGCUCGAGGUUUGCGGGACCGAUGUCGCCGGCAAUCAUGGACAACAUCUUCCACAAGCUACGGAAUUUGGACGCGUAUCCAAAAAUCAACGAGGAUUUCUCUAGCCGUACAUUCUCCGGAGGCGUUAUUUCUGUCGCCUCUUUUAUCGUCAUGUUCUUACUCUUCUUUUCUGAAUUCAGAUUAUACCUUCACACUGUUACCGAGACAAAGCUCAUAGUGGAUACGUCAAGAGGGGAAACCCUACAUAUCAGUUUUGAUGUCACUUUUCCUGCUAUUCCGUGUUCGUUGCUAAGUCUUGAUGCGAUGGAUAUCAGUGGAGAGCAACAUUUUGAUAUAAGACAUGAUAUUAUGAAGAAAAGGAUUAAUGCGCACGGUGACUUGAUUGAAGCAAGGCAGGAUGGGAUUGGUGCUCCAAAGAUUGAGACACCUUUACAGAGGCAUGGUGGCAGGCUUGAAAACGGAGAAACAUACUGUGGUUCAUGUUAUGGUGCAGAAGAGUCAGAUGAUCAUUGCUGUAACUCAUGCGAAGAAGUUCGUGAGGCAUAUAGGAAGAAGGGGUGGGCGGUGACAUAUGCAGAUUUAAUUGACCAGUGCAAACGAGAAGGAUUUAUUCAGAAGGUAAAAGAUGAAGAAGGCGAGGGAUGUAAUAUUGUUGGAUCUCUGGAAGUUAAUAAAGUUGCUGGAAAUUUUCACUUUUCUCCUGGGAAAAGCUUUCAGCAUGCACCUGUUCAUUUGUAUGAUUUGCUGGCUUUACCAGAAGCUAAUUAUAAUAUGAGUCACAGGAUCAACAAAUUGGCUUUUGGCGCUUACUUUUCUGGUGUUGUGAAUCCCCUUGAUGGGGUUCGUUGGGUGCAUGAAACACCAAAUGGUAUCUAUCAAUAUUUCAUCAAGGUAGUGCCCACAAUAUACACUGACAUUAGAGGCCGCACUGUCAAUUCAAAUCAGUAUUCAGUGACAGAACAUUUUCAAAGCGCAGAAUUUCUCCGCCCUGGUACUCACCCUGGGGUUUUCUUCACUUAUGACCUUUCUCCAAUUAAGGUGACUUUCAAAGAGGAACAUACUUCAUUUUUGCACUUCCUGACACAUAUUUGUGCAAUAAUUGGAGGUGUUUUCACAAUUGCGGGAAUUAUUGAUUCAUUUGUGUAUCAUGGCCAAAGAGCAAUGAGGAAGAAAAUGGAGAUGGGCAAAUUCAGGUGACUCCAACACUAUGUUUUGCUUAUUGUGCAAUGUAUGAAAGAAUGAAUGACGUGAUUGUUCUUUCUCGAGUGUGCAAAUACGGUGGGGUUAUUCUCACCAGAGGGUUCCUACCCUGUUAGUCCGGAAAAUUGUAAUGUAGGCAGAUGGAUACUGUGAUCCGUUGAACCGAACAAUGAUUUCAUUUGCUACUCUCCAAUUUUGUCAUUUGUCUGUGGCUUUUUGCCAGUUGUAUUAUAUUACUACUUAUUCAUUUUUCCAGCUAGAAUUAGAUGACUUCGAACACUCUUGCGAAUUGAAGUUCUUUUGUGAGUUGUGAAUUAUGGAAUAAACAGGUUGUUGAACUUA